Molecule: messenger RNA, 2118 nt
Organism: Verticillium alfalfae VaMs.102
Lineage: Eukaryota; Fungi; Ascomycota; Sordariomycetes; Glomerellales; Plectosphaerellaceae
Product: long-chain-fatty-acid-CoA ligase
Exons: 3
Coding region: 1-2118 (705 amino acids)
Biological process (GO): long-chain fatty acid metabolic process
Cellular component (GO): membrane; endoplasmic reticulum
Molecular function (GO): long-chain fatty acid-CoA ligase activity
Source: RefSeq, a predicted model, not a curated record
AUGGCUCCCGCCGUCGACACCGCCGCGCUCAUCAAGAAGCUGUCUGCGCCCCCGCCGCCCGGCUCUCCCUAUGGCCUCCCCAUCCCGGGCUCCGAGAAGGAGGGUCGUUCCGCCAUCUACCGUCACUGGCGCGCUCGCGACGGUCCUUUGAUGACCACCCUCGACCCCAACAUCCAGACCAUGCACGACACCUUUGAGGCUGCCGCUCAAAAGUACCCCAACUGGCGCUGCCUCGGCCACCGUGCCUGGGACCCGGCGACGCGCGACUGGGAGAACAAGUACACCUGGAUCUCCUACAGUGAGGUCGCUGAGCGCCGCAAGAACUUUGGCGCUGGUCUCGUUGAGGUCCACCGCGAGCUCGGUGAGACUCGAGAGAAGUACGGUGUCGGCCUGUGGUCGCCGAACCGCCCCGAGUGGCACAUCACCGAUCUCGCUGCUGCCUCGCAGUCUCUAUACACCGUGUCUCUCUAUGAGACCCUGGGUCCCGAGACCACCGAGUACAUCAUCAACCACGCCGAGCUGACCACCGUCGCCACCUCGUUGCCGCACAUUGCCACCCUCCUGAAGCUCGCCCCGAGACUGCCCACCCUCAAGGCCCUCAUCUCGCUCGAUGCCCUCGAUGCCGGUGAACAGGCCGGCCACUCCAAGCUUUCCGUCCUAACCGACAUUGCUGCCAACCUUGGCAUCAAGAUCUACUCCAUGGCCGAUGUCGAGGCCAUUGGUCUCCGCUCUGGCCGCCCCAUGCACCCCCCUCGCCCCGAGGAUCUCCAGACCAUCAACUACACAUCUGGCACCACUGGACUCCCCAAAGGUGUUGUCUUGACCCAUGCCAACGCCGUCGCUGCCGUGUCCGGCGGCAGGGCCUUCUCUACCGUUUCUCACGUCGACAUCCACCUGUCCUACCUGCCUCUGGCUCAUAUCUACGGCCGCAUGAUUGAUGCCAUUGCCCUGGCAGAAGGUGCCAGCAUCGGCUUCUUCCGUGGCGAUGUUCUCGGCCUCGUCGACGACAUGAAGAUUCUGCAGCCCACCGGCUUCAUCUCCGUGCCUCGCCUCUUCAACCGCUUCAACUCGGCUAUCAAGGUGGCCACGGUUCAGGCCGACGGCUUCAAGGGCGCUCUGUCUCGCCGCGCCAUCGACACCAAGAAGGCCUCGAUGAAGCUACCCGCUGGCAAGGCCCACAACACGCAUUUCCUCUACGACAAGAUCUGGACCCCCAAGGUCAGGGCUGCCGUCGGCCUCACCAAGGCUCACAGCAUGAUCAGCGGCAGUGCUCAGCUCGACCCGGAGGUCCAGGAGUUCCUCCGCGCCGCCUUCGGCAACAACUUCAUGCAGGGCUACGGUCUCACCGAGUCGUAUGCCGUGUCCUCUGUCCAGCACAAGACGGACUUCUCCACCGGUAACAUUGGCGCCCCUUGCUACUGCAACGAGAUCUGCCUCGAGUCCGUUCCCGACCUGGAGUACAACGUCACCGACAAGCCCAACCCUCGCGGCGAGCUUCUUCUUCGCGGACCCAACAUCUUCAAGGAGUACUACAAGAACCCCGAGGAGACGGCCAAGACCAUCGACGCCGACGGCUGGUUCCACACGGGCGACAUUGCCGAGGUCGACAGCCUCGGCCGCUUCAAGAUUGUCGACCGCAAGAAGAACGUCCUCAAGCUCUCCCAGGGCGAGUACAUCUCCCCCGAGCGCAUCGAGAACGUCUAUCUCGGCAGCUCCAGCCUUCUCGCCACGGCCUACGUCCACGGCGACCCCCAGCAGUCCACGCUCGUCGCCGUCUUUGGCAUCGACCCCGAGAACUUUGCGCCAUUUGCGAGCAAGCAGCUCAAGAAGACCAUUGACAAGACCGACACGGCCGCCCUCAAGGCCGCCGCGCAGGACCCCAAGGUCAAGAAGGCGCUGCUCGCCGAGAUUGACAAGAUUGGCCGCAACCACAAGUUCAACAGCUACGAGCGCGUGCGCGCCAUUCACCUGGCCAUCGACCCCUUCACGAUCGACAAUGAGCUCCUGACACCGACGCUCAAGCUCAAGAGACCGCAGACGGCCAGGGCCUUCCGCGCCGAGAUUGACCGCAUGUACGCCGAAGUUGAGGCCGAGACCUCGACUAAGGCCAAGCUGUAA